CCACCACCUCGCUCGCACUCGCCCUUCAUGACGGACACGCCCUCAGCCGCAGCCUCGGACGCAGGCACCGACAUCAAGGUGCCCGGCGACGCCUCCACGCUCGAGGUGGGCGUCGAGCCCGCUGCUUCCUCUGCGCCCUCGGGACCGAUCGGCGUCGCAGGCGCCGACACGCCCGCCCUCACUCCCGCAUCCGAGCAUGCGCCCGCAAGCGAGACGCACGAGUCUGCGCCGCCUUCGCUCUCCGUCGACACGGAAGUGGCGCCGACGCUGCGCGAAGCCGAGUCCUCGGCGCUCUCGUCGCAGACCGACGGCCUGGUGCUGUACGACCUCACCACGCACCGCACCUCGUCCGGCACGCCGCAGAAGGCAUUCAGUCCGCAUACGCUCAAGACGAUUCUGGAUCUCAAGCUGCUGGGCAUUGGGUAUGAGCGCAAGCGCAUGACGUUCACGCAGAUCCGAGGAGAGCUGGCGGAGAGGCUUGGAGAGAAUAUCACUGUCCCGACGCUCGAGCUCUCCGACGGCUCGCACUUGACCGAUAGCUGGGCCAUCGCCGAGUAUCUCUCAUCCAAGCAUCCUCAAGGCGCGCUGCUCUUCCCAUCUUCCUCCUCUCGUUCCUACGCCUCCUUCCUCAACACAUGGACGCAGACCGUCCUCGGUCCGCUGAUCGGGCCUCUGACGCGGCCUGCAGUGUGGGAGCUGCUCGACGAGGACUCGAAGGAGUACUUCGAGCACAAGAAGGUCGGCUCCUCCCGUCUGGCCGCCAUGCGAGCCUACACGUCCGCCGAGCGCGAGGCAAAAGCGGCAGCGACUGCCUCCGCACUCGCGCCGCUCGAAGCUGCGCUUGGUGUGGUUGCGCCGGCGAAGUUCCUCGAGGGCGGAGAGAAGCCGAGCCAUGCCGAUUUCGUCGUGUUCGGCUGGUACGUCUUCUCUCGCACUGCCGGCCGCGCCAUCACGCGCGACAUUUGGCACACGCACCACGCCAAGGUGGGCGCGUGGGUCAAGAACAUGCUCGAGUUUGCGGGCGAGGAAAUCACGCGGGACUUUGUUUAGGCCCAGACGGCGCGUCGAUGAUGCCUGGCAUGGAAGGGACUGGAAGAGAAGGGAGAAGGGAACGGGCAAUGCUAUUACGAGUCGAGCACCAAUCACGUGGCGAGGCAAUGAGCGGGACAGCUGGCUUUCGACAGACACGUAGGAGCAUGGCGCAGUGGGGCGGCUGGCUCCGCGCCGGCGCCUGGUCGCGAGGCCCUGUUAUCUCUGCCUGAGAGACAGCCGCUGACUCGCUCCUCGUGUGAGCGCAGCCUCGACUUUCGGCGCCAUGCACUCCUUCUCUCUCGUCCCGC
Molecule: messenger RNA, 1340 nt
Organism: Tilletiopsis washingtonensis
Lineage: Eukaryota; Fungi; Basidiomycota; Exobasidiomycetes; Entylomatales
Exons: 6
Coding region: 28-1050 (340 amino acids)
Source: RefSeq, a predicted model, not a curated record